Molecule: messenger RNA, 1991 nt
Organism: Macrobrachium nipponense
Lineage: Eukaryota; Metazoa; Arthropoda; Malacostraca; Decapoda; Palaemonidae
Product: beta-1,3-galactosyltransferase 5-like
Exons: 4
Coding region: 790-1785 (331 amino acids)
Cellular component (GO): Golgi membrane
Molecular function (GO): hexosyltransferase activity
Source: RefSeq, a predicted model, not a curated record
UUUAUUCUCGCUUAGAGUUGUAAUCAGAAUGCACAUUUCAUGUACGUACAUAUGUUACAUGAACUGACGCACUGUUACCGAAACAUGUUUCAUAUUGCCGUUAGAAAUGUCGAUUUGAAAAGAAAAAAGAAAACAAUGUCGAGUGUUCCAGCCAAUUCGUGAUGUUUACGAAAACAAAAGUGUCCUUGUGGGUCUUGGGAUCAUCCGUAAUUUUGGACGUUGCUUUCAGCAGCUGAUGCAGGAUUGAUUACUACAGAAUUACAGAUAUCGCCUGGCGAAACUUUCAAUUCAAGGAAAGCCAACGUAUAUGGAAGCAAGGAAGAUGGGAGACUAAGUCCUUAUACUAUUUUAGCUCGAUGACGUCAGCUGAGAGGUUCUCGCGCUCUCUGUAGUAAAACCCUGACCCAGCCGCCUCUAGUCUCCACACACACACACACAUAGAGAGAGAGAGAGAGAGAGAGAGAGAGAGAGAGAGAGAGAGAGAGAGAGAGAGAGAGAGAGAGAGAGAGAGAGUCACAUGUGGGAGGGAGAGCAGCGCGGAACAUGGUGGAACCUCCACUGAAAGUGAAAUCGGUGCAUACGAACUCGAACUUAUAAGUACGGGCAGCAGUGCUGUAGCCUUACCAUGAAGCUUGCAAGCGGAGGAGGAGGAGUUUCGUUUAUUGCGACAGGGAUUUGAAUUAGUGUCUGCAGUUUAUUACGUCGGGAUGAGCUAGGUGGUGAGACGUCGAAAGUGAUAAUAAUGUGUCGGUUGUGAUAUAACUUUUCACUGUUAGCCAUCGAUAUUGUAUGAAAGGUCGUGGGAUGUCGAAAGCGCUCGUAUUCCUUGGGGUGAUCGUUACUGCCAGCAUAAUGCUCAGCUAUCAGUAUCUCCCCAUGAGAAGGUUCUCCCCCGAAGAUCAGUUCGACUUUGAGAAUGUGACGAUCAGAAACCCCCUGCCCCCUCCCCAUCUGCCCGAAACCUACACUAUCUCGGAGCCCGACUUCUGCAGCCGACAUCCUGACCUGCAGAUCAUCGCUUACGUCCACUCCUCCGUCAACGAGACGGAGAAACGGAGGGUCACCCGAGAGACGUGGGCCAGAGCCAGCGAAUUCGACAGUAGGGUCAGGGCGGGGGUCGUCUUCAUGGUAGGCUCUGCCAAAACGCCCAGCGAGGCAGCCAUCGUCAUGGAGGAGAGUCGGGUCCACCGUGAUAUAGUGCAGGGAGAAUAUGACGACAGCUACCACACGCUGAGUUACAAAGCCCUGGCAUCUCUGAGGUGGGUAUCCGUCUACUGUCCUCACGUCCCGUGGACGCUACACGCCGACGACGAUGUCCUCUUGGACCUCUUCCUGUUAAACAGGUUCCUGAAGGUGGUCGACACCGACGACAGCUUCUUCUGCUUUAACUGGAAGGGGUCGGAGGUGAGACGCUCCGGCAGAUGGCGCGUCAGCCUUGGCCAGUUCCCCUGGAAGGCCUACCCGCCAUACUGCUCCGGCGCCGUGUGGAUCCUGGCCACUCGCCUCAUCCACAGGCUUCUGACCGCAUCUCGCCAAGCGCCCUUCCUGUGGGUGGACGACGCCUACGUCACCGGCGUCCUGGCGAAGAGAGCGGGCAUAGGACACUUCGAACACUUCAAGGAGUUUCUGAAAAAGGACGAGAUCACGGAGAGUGAUUUUGGGAAGGUCAUCGCUUGGGUCCACAUACCCGACAGAGGACACUGGUGGAGAACAUUGCUCUCGCAUUAUAGAUAUAGAGAUCGUGAAAAUAGAUAUAAUAUAUUCGAAGUGCCGUCGGGGACGUGAUGAGACGGUUCAGUGCAAAAGUGCCAGUAUAGAAAACAUGAGGUGCCAAUACGAAAAUCAAGUGCCAACGUGAUAAUCAAGUGCCAAUGUCGAAGUGCGUUUUUAUAAACCCAAGAAUUAUGAUAUGCAACUCUGAAUUUAAUACAGGAAUGACAAGUUCUUUUGGAUUACAGGUGAAUCUAAGUGUAGAUAUACUUAUACAUUUA